This is a messenger RNA of Geodia barretti, 603 nucleotides long. The record is from the annotation of a GenBank genome assembly. Lineage: Eukaryota; Metazoa; Porifera; Demospongiae; Tetractinellida; Geodiidae.
AUGGCGUUCCAAAUAACGCUUGCACCCCCGGUUCCGAUUGUAGCUCCUGCAGCGAAAACGCAGCGCCCGACAACGGCAGCCGGAAUCGCAGCCGCGAGAACCGCCGCCGCCGCGAAGGCAGCAGCUGAUGCGACAGCCGCUAAGGCACGCGCAGAUGCGACGGAUGUUGCAGGUAACCUCGGUACUGCUGGCACAGCCACAUGGGCAUUGCCGAUGGACGAGGGUGCCCGUAGCUCGAUUAUCCGUAGACACGUUCCCGUUUCUAUCGGUGCAGCGGCACCGGAAGCCGGCGAAAUGAUGGAUUCCUGGGCACUUGCCUCGGAUACGAGUUUCGCACAAAUCACGCAUAUCCGUGCGAGUAGCUACUACGGCUCGGCGGACGAUGUCGGCACACCUGGAUUCCGUGCUGGUGGUGCGUUGCCUGUUGAACUUUCACACUUCCGUCCUGCCCGUAAUAAAGACACAGGCGCAGUGGUGAUUACAUGGUCGACGCAAUCGGAGUUGAACAACGCUGGAUUCUUUAUCAAGCGGAGUCAGCAACGCGAUGGCGAGUUCCAAAUCAUCAAUGCGACAAUGAUCCAAGGCGCAGGGUACAACCAGUGA